Molecule: messenger RNA, 2460 nt
Organism: Sphaeroforma arctica JP610
Lineage: Eukaryota; Ichthyosporea; Ichthyophonida
Exons: 4
Coding region: 204-2153 (649 amino acids)
Biological process (GO): transmembrane transport
Cellular component (GO): membrane
Molecular function (GO): transmembrane transporter activity
Source: RefSeq, a predicted model, not a curated record
GUUCUACAGCAUAAAUAGAUAGAUUAGAGCUGAUAAAAAGCAUAGAUUAGAGCAUUCAAUUUUAAUCGUGUCGUGCUUUAACGACUUCUUUUUACCUUUUCGUCCAUAUAUAAUUAUAUAUAUACAUAUAUGUAUAUUUAAUUAUAGAUUUAUGUGUAUACGUGUGUAUGUGUAUAUGUAUGUGUUUAUAGAUAUAUAUAAACAUGACGAGGUAUACCCCUUUGCCAACAGAAGAAGACUUUAGACUGCUCAGGAACAGUAGUAUACCGGGAGAAGAAAUAGAAAUGUCUUUAGAAAAAGACAAGGAAAAAGGAGGGUUUGAAAGCCAACAAGAUCCUGAUAUAGUAUUCACGCGGAAAAUAUCUCAGCUAUGGGAACACCCGAUCAUCAACGAUAACGUACCCGCUGCCAACGAUGUAAAGGCUUGGGUGCGUUGGACGCUAGCGUGGCUCAUACCUGGCUUGGGGAUGUUCAUGGAGUCAUAUAUGAUUUUCAGCACGGGCCAGAUAAAGACCAUCUGGGGCGAGGCCUACCCUACUUGUUGGAGUCCGGACGAAGAACCCGUAUGUAUAGAUGCAGUACAAUGUCCCAAUCUAUUCCCCGGCACUGAAAAUGUCACCCCCGACGCUAGCUACUGCACGGCGGAUGGGAGCUAUCCGGACGACGUUCUGUGCGACGCAGGCGUGCUCAACUCCGUAUCCUUCACGGAGUUUGCGGGCGUCAUAGUCGGCAUGUUAUUGCUGUCCAUGUUUGCUGACCGCAUGGGCAGGAGGGCUGGGUCACUUGCCACCCUGGUCCUCAUGACCAUUGCUGGUCUUUUCAUGACCAUGUCGCUGCCGGUGAAUGGGUUGCAGUCCAUCUUCCUGUGGUUUGCCAUCGCAUAUUUUGUCUUUGGUUUCGGAGUGGGUGGAGAGUAUCCCGUGAGUGCAUCCUCUGCUGCCGAACGGUCUCAGGCGAAUGCCACCAGUGUGUCGAGAGGCAAGGAUGUUGGUUUGACCUUCAGUUGCCAGGGAAUCGGCGCCUUUGCAGGUUCCUGUGUGAUCGUUCUCCUUCUGGUCAUUGUGGGAGAAAACAGUCCAGACUGUUUAGCAGACGAUGCUAAUGCAAUGGGGCACUCUCAAAAGAAUCUGGAGAUCGUAUGGCGUGUCACCUAUGGUCUUGGAGUGGUGAUCGCCGCUGCUGUGGCAAUCUACAGAUACUUCAGGCUGAAGGAAUCAACUGUUUGGCAAGAUGCUAAAGAUCGUCGGAAUAUCAAAUUUUUGGAGGGGAAGUACAAGAUUGACCUUAACAACCCCAUUGCCCAGUAUAAGGUGGCCUUCACGCACUACUGGAGUCGUAUCAUCGCGACCGCUGGCUGCUGGUGUCUUUGGGAUGUUGCCUUCUACGGCAACAAAUUGUUCAGCGGUCCAAUAUUCGCCCAACUGGUGCCGGAUGGAAGCCUUAUCACAGUCAACCUGUACAUCUGCCUGAACAACUUUGUAGCUCUUAUCGGUUACUAUGUGGCGGCAUCACUCAUUGACAGGCCUUGGUGCGGUCGCCGUCGCCUACAGCUGUUUGGGUUUACGAUGAUGUGUAUUCUGUUUGCCGUGUGCGCUGCACUGUUUGAUUCGUUAGAUGCGAAUGUGUUGCUGUUCCUGUACAUCUGCACGUCUUUCUUCGGACAGUGUGGGCCGAACAUGACCACCUACGUGACUCCGACAGAGGUGUACCCCGUUGCCCUGCGUGCCACUUGCCACGGCCUGAGUUCGAUGUGUGGUAUGACAGGUGCUCUGACGGCCACCAUUGUCUUUGGGUACCUCGACACGGAUAUUAUUUUUGCGGUCUGCUCUGUCGUAUCCUUCAUCAGCUUGUUCUUUACUUAUAUCUUCAUGCCUAACGUCACGGAGAUGCAUCUUGUCGAGAAUGAUCGUUACCUGGAGAUGAUUCUCACCGGACGCGCGGACGAAUACCAUGGGGAGGUGAGAAACCCCAAAUUCUGUUCAAACUUCGAACGAUGGACUGGUUUCUGUGAAACCUAUAAUCCCAAUUUCUUGACAGAGUUCCAGAGUAAGUUGGAGAAAGAGUUACUGGAGAACGAGGUCGAGACGCCCGAUACUUACACAGUUAAGGAAUCUUCAAACGCAGUCGAUAAUUCUUCAUCCAAGUUGGCUUGAACUUGAGUCGAGCUUCAACAGUCCUAAUACGUAUUACGUGGGACUUCAGUAAUUAGCCGUAAUACGUGGUAUCAUCCAUUUAAAAACUGAUACAAUAAAUGUAGUAGUAGUAGAAAUAUAGAUCCAUGAUGCAUACGAGAAUCUUUCUGUACAGAUCUCUAAAGCCUCUAACCGCUGUUGUGUGUAAAUCCUCGAAAAUACCACUCACCAAUAACUUACAGGCCUGUAUGCCUGUUGAAUACUUGUUUAUUCACCAAUACAUAUAUCUACGUACACCUAUCUAGUAGCUCACUUUUUUGGAAUAGCC